Nelumbo nucifera (sacred lotus) is the source of this 1344-nucleotide messenger RNA. RefSeq names its product CASP-like protein 3A1. The record is from RefSeq and is a predicted model, not a curated record. Lineage: Eukaryota; Viridiplantae; Streptophyta; Magnoliopsida; Proteales; Nelumbonaceae.
AUGGUACGGUCAUCGAUGCCUGCCUGCCUUCCUUCGGACCUACCUCUUUUAAAAGCCCGCGCAUUACCGCACAAAGGUCCAAGGUCCGGACUCCGGAGAAAAUUGACAGCAGAGUCAAGAGUCAGAGUGGAGGUGAAGGAACGGAAAAUGUCCAACGGUCGGAAGAAUCUGUCGGAGGUAGGGAUUCAAAUGCCGGAAUCCAAGGUUGCGGCUGAUAGCUUCACCAUGAGCGGGCCACUCGUGACGGACAGACCAAACCAGAAUGCUCGCCCUAAAACGGACCCGGCACACGCCAGUCUCCGCCUAGCCUGCCUAAUAACGUCUAUAUUCUCCUUGUCUUUCAUGGCCUCCGCCCAGCAGUCAUCCACCAUCUCCAUCUACGGCUUCAGCUUCCCCGUCUACUCCAAGUGGUCCUUCUCCGAUUCCUUCGAGUACCUGGUUGGAAUAUCUGCAGCUGUGGCUGCCCAUUCCCUGCUCCAACUGAUUAUCAAUGUGAUGAAAUUGCUGAAGAAAUCGCCAGUAAUUCCUUCUCGGAGCCACGCCUGGCUUAUUUUUGCCGGCGACCAGGUAUUUGCAUAUGCAAUGUUGAGUGCAGGAUCAGCUGCAUCUGGGGUGACCAACCUGAACCGUACUGGAAUCCGGCAUGCACCUCUGCCGGGAAUCUGUAAGCCCCUGCAUAUAUUUUGCAACCACAUAGCUGUCUCAAUUGCCUUCGCUUUUCUUAGCUCCUUCUUGCUCGCAAUCUCUGUUGUUCUUGAUGUUAUUUGGCUGUCAAAGUACUAGGCCCUGCCUAGUCAAGUUUACACUCAUAUACGUAUCUUAUACAAAACAUGUCUUUAGGGAAAUGUGCUUUCCCCUUUUUUCACUUUUUCAUCUUUGGAAAAGGAUUAGAAUGUAGCAGGAUGAGUUGUUGCAUAGACAGUAAAUAUUCAAGCAAUGCAUUUGCUUUCUCAAGAUACAAACGGUGUUUAAUUCAAAGUGAGCUGCUGUCAGAUUUGAAUUAUGAAAACUUACUUCAAUGGCUGAAGGAAUUUUGAUUGAACCGCUCAAAUUUAUAGUGGACUACUACUAAGCAGUAGCUGUGCAUAUUGCCAUUUUGUACGGACUGAAUUUAGAUCCAUCUCCCCUGACCCCGGGUUUAUGCACCAACUGGGUUUACAACAAUCAAUCGUAGGUGACUGGUUCAGUGGCUUAUGGCCAAACCUUCGUUGAUUCUCAUAAAAGUAGUGAGUUGAGAUGAUGUAGUUUUGUACUCGUUUUCAAUAGCAUUUGAGGCCACAAUGAUCCUAAUAGGAAUGUGAUCAUAUCUGAUUGAGAAAACUGAAAAUCAGGUUAUUUCUGGAA